Ascochyta rabiei is the source of this 513-nucleotide messenger RNA. Its product is annotated as Ribose-5-phosphate isomerase. Gene Ontology annotation, molecular function: isomerase activity. The transcript has a single exon. Gene Ontology annotation, biological process: carbohydrate metabolic process. The record is from RefSeq and is a predicted model, not a curated record. Lineage: Eukaryota; Fungi; Ascomycota; Dothideomycetes; Pleosporales; Didymellaceae. The coding region runs from base 1 to 513 and encodes 170 amino acids. Gene Ontology annotation, cellular component: intracellular anatomical structure.
AUGUCUGCCUCUUCACCCCUCCGCAUAGCCAUCGGCUGCGACAGCGCGGGCGUCGGCUACAAAAACGCCAUCCUCAAGGACCUACGCGCCGACUCCCGCGUAGGCGACAUCACCGAUGUCGGCGUGCCUGAGACGACCGACGACACAGCGUACCCGCACGUCGCCGUCGACGCGGCCAAGCUGGUCGCAGAGGGCAAAGCCGACCGCGCAGUCCUCAUCUGCGGCACCGGACUGGGCGUCGCCAUCUCCGCGAACAAAGUCCCCGGCAUCCGCGCCGUCACCGCACACGACUCGUUCAGCGUCGAGAGAGCCAUCUUGUCAAACGACGCCCAGGUGCUGUGUAUGGGCGAGCGCGUUAUUGGACUCGAGUUGGCGAGACGGCUGGUCAAGGAGUGGUUGGGGUACACGUUCGACAAGAGCAGUGCGAGUGCGGCCAAGGUUGACGCUAUUACAGAGCACGAGAAGAAGAAUUUUGCAGGGCUGAGUAAGGUUGAUAGCGGGGCGAGCUGCUGA